Messenger RNA from Otolemur garnettii (small-eared galago), 2195 nucleotides. RefSeq names its product chromosome unknown C19orf44 homolog (gene CUNH19orf44). Bases 136 to 2121 code for a protein of 661 amino acids. The transcript is spliced from 10 exons. NCBI's taxonomy places the organism in Eukaryota, Metazoa, Chordata, Mammalia, Primates, Galagidae. The record is from RefSeq and is a predicted model, not a curated record.
AGAGCUGCAGAGCUGGGAAACUUUCAGAGUUAGAAGAAGUUUCAGGAAAACUACAUUGGUAAUCAGAUCUUCCCUCUAAUACACAGAGUGGGCUGAGUCACCUCCUGAGCAUUGGCUACAAACAAUUAACAAAGAAUGGCUUUAGCAAGAAAAGCCAGCCGUCCAGUGUACGAUAUAUUUGGUGAUUUCAGUGAUAUUUCCUUAGACGAUUCAAAGAUGGAAGAAAUCAGAAACUUGAAAAUUGAUAGAAGUCUUACCAAAAUAGCACCUGGCCAUGGUAGAUUUCUAAAAAGAAACCAAAAUAUGGAUGAAAAACACUUACUCCUGAAUGAGAACACUCUCUUGGGAAGUGGGCCCAGGCUUGCCUCAGGUAGACCCCCAACCACUGCCUCGAAGGUCAGAGCAAAUGCUGCGCUCAUGAAGCUAGCUCAGAUAGAAACUAAAAUCAUGAGUCGGAAGGUACAGAUUAAUUUGUCUGACACUGACUCUGACUCGAAGACCACUGAUGCCAGUCUUCUAAAGAUAGCAGAUGAAAUGCCCCCAAAGAGAACAGUUGAACUUUCUUCACAGAAUAUAGGAAAAACUUCCCAGAAACAAGCCAGUGAACUUCCUGUGGCCAAGAGUAAUGCACAGAAUUUGAAGAUUAGUAGGUUUCUAAAGAAAAAAAACCCACCUGUUGAAAAUAAAUUCCCUGAAGUACCUGUUGGGAAAGAGAGGACACCUGAAACACCCAAACACAAAGAGCCUUCUAGAAAAUUUGAUUUUCCAGACAGUGAUGAAGAGGAUAUGAAAACAUUGCUGGGAAGCUUGAUGGAAUCUUCUAGACCUGAAAAAACAGCUAUAAAUCAAGGCUUCACCAGCACUCAAGUAAGCAAGAAAGAACAAAUAAAACUAUCCUCAAUCCUGACUCAACCAAGAGGCUGUUCUCUACCUGGUACGGAACUUUCCAGCUCAAAACCUUCUCGGACGUGCCUACCAACCUCAUGGGCCCCAGAUGGCACCCUUUUCAGCGUUCGCCCAAGAUCUUGCUCCCCGGAGACCUGCGUUUUCAGUGACACAGCCUCCCCCACGCUGUCACUUUCUGCCACUGGUGCCUUUUCAAAAUCAGUGUCUUCAAAGAUGGAAAAUGUUAAGCUUGUGUCCUCCCUUGGAAGGAGUGAGGCUAGGUCUCAGAAUGAGUCCAUUUCAGAAGGUGGUGAUGACAGCCUGAACGAGUUUAGAGGAAAUAUUUUAUCCCUCGAUGAUCUGUCCCCAGCUGUCAAUGAGAACUCAGACUUGGAACAGGAGAAAGAAAGUGAUCAGAGGGAAAACCUGUCCAGCAAAAGCUUAAGAGCCAAGGCAUCUGCCAGGCAGAACACACCAAGACAUGCUGAGGUGAGGAGCCUGGCAUCUCAGGGAAAGCCUACCUCUGCAGAUGGGGACAAAGGUCUCCCCACCGAAAGUGACAUCUCAGAGCACUUCAGUGCUGGUUCAGCCUCCAUUGCCUGGCAGGACAGCACUUCCAGCAUGAACUUAGCGUUUGACGCAUCCACAGUGAGCACAGUGAACUCAGCUUAUUCUGAAGAUUUUGAAAACUCUCCAAGUCUGACAACAUCUGAGCCAACGGCCCAUUCCAAGGACAGAACACUGGACUCUUUGUCUGAGUGCUCUUCAAGUCUGAAGACAGAUCUUGUCCUAAAAACACCCAAGUCUCAGAAAAAGUGGGGCAGGAGUAUGACAAGAGUCCUUGUGAAGGAAACAGCUGUGCAGACUCUGGAUUCAGGCUUUGCCUACCAGUGGACCAAGGCAUCCAGUGUGGCAACUAUUGGGCCUGCCAUGGGAAGUGCCUAUGUGGACCCGAUACCCAUUGCCAAUCAUGUCAUCAGUGCAGAUGCAAUAGAAGCCCUGACAGCCUAUAGUCCGGCCAUGCUGGCACUGAAUGAUAUGCUGAAGCAGCAGCUAAGCCUGACGCAGCAAUUCAUCGAGACCAGCCGUCACCUGCACAUGUCACUCCUGCAGUCCUUGGAUGGGGAUUCAUUCCACUAUCACACUCUGGAGGAAGCCAAAGAGUAUAUUAGGCGCCACAGGCCUAGUCCACUGACCAUGGAGGAUGCCUUGAAGGAGGUGAAGGAGGAGCUAUGAGUGCCAGCAGCAAAGCACCAAAGGGUUCCAGCACCUCCAGUGGUUCAGUUAAGACAGAAAUCUUACGGUGGGAU